Messenger RNA from Hemiscyllium ocellatum (epaulette shark), 1149 nucleotides. Its product is annotated as prokineticin receptor 2-like. Gene Ontology annotation, cellular component: membrane. Bases 1 to 1149 code for a protein of 382 amino acids. The transcript is spliced from 2 exons. Lineage: Eukaryota; Metazoa; Chordata; Chondrichthyes; Orectolobiformes; Hemiscylliidae. The record is from RefSeq and is a predicted model, not a curated record. Gene Ontology annotation, biological process: neuropeptide signaling pathway. Gene Ontology annotation, molecular function: neuropeptide receptor activity.
AUGGUAGAUCACUGUGCCAAUGUGUCACAAUGCAGUGACUUGAGUUUAACUGACCUUGGCUUGUCUUGGAAUCAGAGUUAUGAGUAUGAACAAUACAUGUCAUUGCCAGAUAUAAGAGGGCAGGAGGCUGCCGAUAAUACUUUCUACCAGGCCAGGGUUGUGAUAGGUGUGGCCUUUGUCUGCAUCAUGCUGGUCUGUGGUGUUGGCAAUUUCUUCUUCAUUGUGACCCUGGCCAGAUACAAGAAUCUGAGGAACAUCACCAACCUCCUGAUAGUCAACCUGGCCAUCUCUGAUUUCAUUGUGGCCAUUGUGUGUUGUCCCUUCGAAAUGGAUUACUACGUGAUCAGAGGGCUGUCCUGGAGCUUUGGUCAUGUUCUGUGUUCCUCUGUGAACUACCUCAGAAUGGUGUCCCUCUAUGUCUCCACCAACGCGCUGCUGGUCAUUGCCGUCGACAGGUAUCUGGUCAUUGUGUACCCGCUGAAACCUCGUAUGAAGUUUCAGACGGCCUACUGUGUUCUGAUUGCCGUAUGGUUAGUCUCCCUGUUCAUCUCCAUCCCCUCAGCAUACUUUACAACUGAAACAACCUUCGACACUUUCCUGGGAAACAACGGGAAAAUAUUCUGUGGGCAGAUCUGGCCGGCAGACAAGAAGCUCUUCUACAAGUCCUAUUUCUUGUUCCUCUUCAUCCUGGAGUUUGUUGUGCCUGUGCUGACUAUGUCCCUGUGCUACAUGCAGAUCUGCAGGGAGCUGUGGUUCAAAAGCAUGCCGGGUGUGCAAACCUACCAAAUUAAGAAGCGGCUUCGGGCACGGAGGAAGACGGUCCUGGUCCUUAUGGGUAUAUUGACCGCCUACAUCCUCUGCUGGGCUCCAUAUUAUGGAUACACCAUCGUCCGAGAUUUCUUUCCAAAUGUGCUCCUCAGAGUAAAGCAUUCCAUCACGGUGUACUACAUUGUAGAGUGCAUUGCAGUGAGCAACAGCAUGAUAAACACGCUGUUCUUCGUUACAGUAAAAAACAACACUUGCAAGUAUGUGAAGAAGAGCUUCCUUCAGCGCUGGAGGGCUGCCUACGUACCUGACAAAAGCACUGCCAUGCAAGAGUGCCAAACAUCAGUGCUGCCGGUGUCCGACGAACUGCCUCAGCAGCAAUAG